Molecule: messenger RNA, 1555 nt
Organism: Gaeumannomyces tritici R3-111a-1
Lineage: Eukaryota; Fungi; Ascomycota; Sordariomycetes; Magnaporthales; Magnaporthaceae
Exons: 2
Coding region: 480-1523 (347 amino acids)
Source: RefSeq, a predicted model, not a curated record
AAUCACUUCAGCUUCAAACUUUAAACGUGACCACGUUCCUCCGUCCGCCCGUUUAUCAUUUUGUCCUAGCACUCGUUAGUCUCUUUCCCCUGUUCGUGUGAUCAGGUCACCUGGGCGGUAGUUUAGUCGUCCCUGCACUUUACCUGAUGUCAAGGCGGUUAGACAGAAGGAGACCCCUCCCACCUCUGCUAAAAAGCCAGGACAAUCAGGACUGCCAUCCUGAUUGUGAUAGGGGUCUCAUACACCCAACGCACACGAGAGACAAAGCUGCAAGUGCACGGAGGGCACGCCGCGCCAUAACACAUGAUCUAUAUAGCCGUGCCUAGGUGUUCCUUCAUCCACUUAAGCACCCGCCCCACCAGAUUCGAGGAUAAACCUGUUCACCCGACUUAAUUCUUCUGUCUUACCUACCAGGCACUUCACACGCUUGAUAUCCACAAGCGUCGGACACGAAACGCCCCCGCUUAGCACCUUCUGUCAUGUCUCGACAGCCAACAUUCUCGAGCAUCAUCCACUUGCGUGAUUUUGUCGACACCAUUACCGACGAUUCGACUCGGGACGCUCCGAAUUACGCCGAGAUCCGCGCGGACAUCAACAUCUUCGGCGAAGACGGCUUUUACAGUCCUGAUAUUAUCGCCGAGCCGAUUCGCACCCGCAUCCACGUCUAUAUGACGCGAGACGAACGAGACCUAUACCUUCCCAACACCUUCUUUUAUGCCGAUGGCCGCUUCUCGAGGGUCCUUUCCGCAGACGGUGAUUUGGAAAUCAGCAUCCAGGCACUGAGCUUGAUGAGGCACCCAGGAGACGUGGCCGACUUCGACGAGUACCGCCGCCACUUGCCAGAACAAUGGUGCCCCAUGGUGACCGUCAUCGGCUCGGUCCGCGCUAGUGACGACGGCUCUCCUGAGCCUUCGGGACCCCGCCACUUCACCGUCGAAACGUCCGUCUACAACGCUUCAAAGGCCGCUCCGGUACAGUUCGCUGUAACUUGCUUCUUGGAAAACACCAAGCGUUGGCAAAAGGUCAAGACACCGCCGUCGGGCGCCUUUCUCAGUGUCACCGCGAAGGUCGCUGGUCGCACUGCUGACACGAAUCAUCUGGCCCUUCGCGUCCUUGAUCUAACGUACCUGCCAAGGCCGGCCUCGAUCGCGGCCGCACCAACUCCCAUUGCUACUCCGCCUUCGAAGCGAUCGAGUCGCUGGGAGGGCCGGGCGGGCCCGUCUACUCCCUCCAAGAGGCCGCGCGUCUCGGAACCUGCCAACGAACCAGCAAACCCAUCCGACAGAGAUACGACCCCGCCAGAAAUGGCCCAAACGGGACACGGCCUGCUUUGCACAGAGAAUUCCCCAGACUCCGCGUCCGUCCCAGCUCCUCCACCGACCGCUACUCGUCCUGGCGACUCCCCUCUCAGCUCAGCCCGGCCCCUGACGUCGGAAAGUGGGCCUCGACCGCAUCGCAGCCGCCAUCUUCCGAAAAAAUACGCAAAUUUGGAGCAGACCGCGGUGAACCGAAUGGAGUCCUAGGAUAUGUAGAUAUUAAAUAUAGCCCUUUUCCA